Photinus pyralis (common eastern firefly) is the source of this 2522-nucleotide messenger RNA. Its product is annotated as insulin-like growth factor-binding protein complex acid labile subunit. Gene Ontology annotation, molecular function: protein binding. The record is from RefSeq and is a predicted model, not a curated record. The coding region runs from base 40 to 2481 and encodes 813 amino acids. The transcript has 2 exons. NCBI's taxonomy places the organism in Eukaryota, Metazoa, Arthropoda, Insecta, Coleoptera, Lampyridae.
CUAUUUUUUGCGUAGAGUUGUAGUGGACAUCGUUCUAAAAUGUUUAUGAUGACGUCGCCUAUCAGGCUGUUGUUCCUUAUUGGAUUGGCUAGUGUGCAAUCGAAUGUCUGCAACUAUCGUUUUUGGAAGAGUAUCUCGUGUGAGGGUAUCAUUUCACUGGACCAAUUAAAGAAGGGUAUCCAGCAGUCCAUUGAAGAGGAUAAGGUGGUAAUAGAGGAUUUCGAUGGUUUGGAGUUCGAAAAGAGCAAAAUUGGAUUUCUUGAGCCCAACACUCUUGAAGGUUACAACCAUUUAAAGGUUAUAAAGUUUCUUUUUAGCAGCGUAACAAAUAUACCUAACGGAAGUUUUAAAAACAUGAAGAAUUUGGAAGAAUUAGAAAUUGGAUAUAGCACAAUAGAUAACAUUGAAGAUAAAGCGUUUAAAGAAAUGUUCAGUGUGAAAAAGUUUCUGAUUUACGGAACAAAAGUACCACACUUUUCCAAGGAAUCGUUUGUCGACAUGCACGCGUUGGUUGAAGUUAACUUUCAUGGUAAUGAUUUAGAAGAAAUUGAAGAAGGUGCAUUUGAUAAUUCACCAAAUUUGGUCGAGCUGUACCUUUAUAAUAAUAACAUAACAAAUCUUCCCAAAAAUUUGCUCAAAAAAUUGGUUUUGCUUGAAACAGCUUAUCUCUCCGAGAACUCGUUAAGUGAGUUAGAUGAGGAUACCUUCAAAGGGUUAUCUAAGUUAAACGUGCUCCAUCUAGAGAACAAUAAGUUGGAAACCUUACCAGCGCAAAUUUUUAACGACCAAUAUUCUUUAACAGACCUGCAUUUGGAGAAUAAUGAAAUAAAAGAUAUACCAGAAGGUUUACUAGCUAACGCCAAGUCUCUGAAGGAAGUGUACCUUUCCAUGAACAAAAUUCAAAGCUUACCCAGAGACCUCUUUAAAAACACUCCUGAUAUAGAGGUCAUUGAUCUUUCGGAUAAUCAACUUGGAAAACUGGACGAUAUAUUCACGGGCCUCUCGAAGCUUAACAGAAUUAUACUGAGCAGAAAUCAGUUGACAUCUAUACCCGACGGUAUCUUUUCUGGGUUACGAAAUCUUUCCGACCUGAGUCUUCCUGGAAACGAAAUCGACAAAAUCACACCUGGGAUAUUUAAAGGUUUAAGCGGAUUGAAAAAUCUGGAAUUACAACUAAACAAUAUGACCACAAUUGAACCAUCGUCAUUUGAUGAUCUACCAUCACUUACCAGUUUGAGUCUUGAGAAGAAUAAACUCGCAUCGCUUCCUUCGGGAAUUUUUGACAAAAACGUAGAGCUAGAGUCACUAUACCUAAGUGAAAAUCACAUCGAAGGUCUGGAAAAGGGGAUCUUCACCAAUUUGUCCAAUUUGAAACGUUUAGACUUGGACAGUAACCGGAUAAAGAAUUUCGAAAGUGGCACUUUUAAAAACUUGAAGCAAGUUGAAUCACUGUAUAUUAGUAACAAUGUGCUGCACACUAUCUCCCCGAAGAUGUUUGAAGGACUAAGCUCGUUGACUUACUUUUCCAUUUCAAAUAAUCCUAUUAAGAGCAUUCACUGUGAUGCUUUUGAGGAUCUAUCGUCCUUAGAUUCUUUGACCAUAGAAGGCGUUGAUCUUGAAAGCUUCCCAUCGAACUGCUUUUCUAGUUUCAAAAACCUGUCCAGUUUCACAAUUAGGAACUCCAAGCUAAACGCACUGAAGAAAGGAAAUUUCGCUGGGAUGGACAGUUUGAAAACUCUCUAUUUGACAGAAAACCACAUCAAGGACGUUGAGGUGGGUGCCUUCGAGGGACUUUCAGAAUUGGAAACUCUAUCAUUAGACAAAAAUCAUCUCUCCGAAAUCAAGGCGGAUAUGUUCACCGGUCUAGCAAAGGUCGACUUUCUAGUUUUGAGCGAAAACAACAUUUCCUCAAUUACUUCCGAUAUCUUUGACCUCUUUCCACACUUACGGUACUUGUACUUGGAUUCAAAUAAUCUUCACAAGUUCAAAGGUGACGAAUUUACCAUUCUCACCAACUUAACCCAAUUAAGCCUGUCGCGCAACGUAAUCGAGAGCUUUCCAUCCGAUAUUUUCAAAACACUAACGUCACUUACGAGCCUCACUCUAGAUUUCAACAAGCUCAAGACACUGGAAAAAGGCUCUAUACCAGUCGGACCUCAAUUGGAAUUUUUGAGUGUGAUCGGCAACGAUAUUGACGACAUCAAAUCCGGCACCUUCGAGGAUUGUAAGUCCAUCCUGAGUUUGGAUUUAUCUAACAACACUUUAAAACACAUUAACGCUGACACGUUUCAAGGCCUUAUAAAUAUGUAUUAUCUUAGUCUUGAGCACAACGAGAUCUCCGACUUGAAUCCAGACGCUUUCAACAAUCUUCCGGAGCUAAAACAAGUACGUUUGGAAGGUAACAAGCUGGCCGAUUCUGUUGUGGAGGCGAUUAAGAAGAAGUAUCAGGAACCGGAGAUAACAGUUUUAAACGAUAUAUAAUCCUGUACUUACAAUAAAGGUUUUGCAAAUGAUACCUAAAA